AUGGAGAAAAAGGGAGCUCCAGGCGCUCUCCGAGCCAAAUGGGGGCCUUUACCAAGCAGAACUCGGACAGAUCCUUCCACAGAACCAGCAUCCCCGCACUUUUUUGAUAAAAAUCCUAUUCCAUCUGAGCCUUCUGUUGAAGCUCUGAGAAGUUUGAACAAAUUAACGGAAAACUCCAAAAAGAUUAUUUCAAAUUUAGAAUCGAACAAUACUAUACUAUCAGAAAGAAUCGAAAUGCUCACUGCAGAAGCGAAUGAAAACCAAGAUCGAAUAAACUCGUUAUACUCAAGAAUAUCGAGCUUAUCUUUAAAACAAGAUAAGGAUGAAGCAAACAAGUAUACAACUAUAAAAUACAUGGAAACAGAGUCAUUUAUAUCACAGAUUUCGCCAAACACUACUGAAGAAUUUUUAAGGAACAAACCAAUGAUUUUGGAGGCAUUACUACAUCCUGGAUAUGCAGAUAUGCUUGCUGAUCUUAUCAAAAAUCUCCCUCAAAGUUCGAAAUCCAGAUUUAUUUCUUAUACUGGGCACCAGUUACAGAGAUUUUCAUUGAUAUGGUCAUCAUUUUUAGUACUAUCCAUGAAUUUAAACAAGCCUGAUUUCAAAUCCAUAAUUAUGGAAGCCGUUCGAAAAAUUUUAGAAUCAGAUACAACAUUUUACUUCUUAAAAGAUAUUAGUACAGGAGUUUACGCAUGUGAUCUUCCUAACGAUAUCACAAUAUACGUCAAAGAUCCAAAAUCUUUAAUCCCUCAAACAACUACAACUCAAAUUUUCAACCACCCUUCAGAAUCUCCCAACUUCAACCGUCAAGUUGAUAGUGUCUUUAACCCCAAAGACAGAUCGUGCAUCAUAGUUCCCGCCAGAGACGCUGCUUCAGUUUUGGCGAUCAGAUCUGACGAUUCCUCUCUUCCUUUCAAGAACGAAGACAUCUCUGUAGGCGAUAUCUUCUCUCUUCUUAACUCUUCACUCAUUAUCAUUGACCAGAAAGCUCCAGGAAUCAUUACUCCCAACGAUUACAAAAAGAAAGUUGAUGAUUUUGAGAGGAAUUGUCUGAAAAUCGAUAGAAUGGAAAACCUUGUUCCUUUUAUCGACAACAAUUUUCCGAAAUUAAUCGGUGCCGACAUAAUUAAACUAUUUUUCAUCGACCACAACGAGCUCAUCUUCAAUGUUUUGACAGAAGAGAAGACAGCAUUGGAUAAGAAGCUUCCUUUCGCGGGAAUUACACAUCAUAUUGCCAAAACAAGAAGAAUCUUCAUUGAACAGAAAUUAGAAGAAUCACUUUGUCACAAAAAAGUUGAUUCAUGGUGUAUUGGAAAAUCAUUUUACGGAGCUCCAAUCAUGUCAUCAACAAAUGAAUGCAUUGCAGUUUUAUGUGCAGCAGCUCCUAGAGGAACAUUAUUCACUGAAGAACAAUUGGAAGCAGCCAUGGUCAUUGCUCCAACAAUGUCUUUAGUUGUUCAACGUGUUACUGAAACGAAAUCAAAAGAACACCUCGAGGCAGGUAUAAAAGAUUUUAGUUUAGUACCAGAAAAAAUGGCUGCAAUGUCAUUUAACCAUGACGAUAUAUUUAAUACUCUUUACAAAGCAAUGAAUGUUGAUUCAAUGACUGUUUAUAGAAAAGGUGAUGGAGAAAAUCCAAAGAAACUUUACGAAUUCGGAAGAAAAGCUUUUUCCGAGAAAUUCGUAAAAGAUCAGUUCGAAAGAGGUUCAAUAGUAAACACAACAUCUCCUAAUGAACUUCCUAACUUUGAACCGAUACAAGGAUUCAGCUACAGAUCAGUAUUUAUUUGUUUUGAAAGCCGUGGAUCAACGAGAUACGGCAUUUUCUGUGCAAAUCCUUUGAAUUUGUCGAAUAGAUUGCAUGAUAACUCUGAAAGCAUCGCAAGAGCUUUUUGUAAUUUCUCAUUUAACAUUACUGAUGAAGAACAGUUCAAGAAAGACGUGAAAAUACAAAAGCAAAGAUUACUAACUGUACAAGGUGUAACAGAAGUUGCCAAGAAACACAUGGAAACUAGUAAUCUCGCAGAGUUUUGUAGGGGUAUUGGUUCUUUCGCAGGUUUCGAACAAGCUUGUCUUUAUAUUUACGAUGCACAGGAAAAUUCGUAUUUCGCACACUCAACGAAGAAUGAUUUUAGGAAUAUAAGAAAGACACCAGACAUUGAUAAGCUUUUGAAAGAAAACAGAGAUGUUUUCGAAUUGAAAUACGAGAUGUACAAGAAAACUCAACUCGAAGCAGAUGUUUAUGGCAAAAAAGCUGUUAUAAUCAAUUUCUGUGAUGAUAUUUUCAUGUUGUUUAUUGGAAAGGAAAUAGGUGAUUCUAUUUAUACAUUUAAUGCUUUCUUGCCAAUAAUUAAAUCGCAUGCGAAUUAUUGUAGACUGUUCAACAAAAAUCUAAAAUCACAAAUCAAAAAGAACAUUUUCGUCAACCUUCCGAAGAUACAAGAUCCAUUGGAUUAUAAGAUCAAGAUUGGAAAUCUUAAUAAAGAUGAAAUGCUUGGUCUUUCAAUAUAUCUUCUGAAUUUGCAAGGAAAUGUAAAUGUUGAUAUCUGCAGGAGACUUGUAAAAUCGGCAAUGAAAAUGUCAAAAGGUCUUUGGAGUUCUUGUGUUGAAUGCAUGCAGUUUUCCGCAGCAAUUUUGGAAUUAUCUGAAUCACUUUUCACGAAGAAACAAAAGUCAGCAAUAUUGAUUGCUUCUUUGUUCUGGCUCUUGAAUGAUCCAAAUGAUAAUUCUGCUGCUUCUGUUUGUUUUGGAGAUCAUCCUGAUUAUUUAGUUCGACUUGAAAGAGCAAUGUUGGCAUCAUUGGAUUCAGGACUUCCAGAAAUAGAUGAAGAUUUCUGGCCAAUGCUUUCGAAAUGUUUCUGUUUCAAUGCUGAAGAAGAAUACAAAAAGAUUGAAGUCUUUGAUUCUUCAAACCACGAACAGUUGAAUCUUAUUGGUGCAAUGAUAACAAAAAUUAGUGAAUUUCGAAGAUAUUUCGCACUGGAAUCUAAAGAUGACGUAACUGCUGCAGUUUCUAGAACAGUUGGCGAAGAAAUUGUUUUACCACUCUUUGAUAAGCUUUUAGCACGAAUUCCAAAGCUUUCUUCAAUGAAAGAAUCUCUUAUGAAUACAAUUAAUUGUCUCUCUCAAUAA
Molecule: messenger RNA, 3132 nt
Organism: Trichomonas vaginalis G3
Lineage: Eukaryota; Parabasalia; Trichomonadida; Trichomonadidae
Product: 3',5'-cyclic-nucleotide phosphodiesterase protein
Exons: 1
Coding region: 1-3132 (1043 amino acids)
Molecular function (GO): protein binding
Source: RefSeq, a predicted model, not a curated record